Messenger RNA from Cladocopium goreaui, 1680 nucleotides. The record is from the annotation of a GenBank genome assembly. NCBI's taxonomy places the organism in Eukaryota, Dinophyceae, Suessiales, Symbiodiniaceae.
UUUCCCCACUUGCGAAGGUCGCAUGCGACGUCUUUAAAGGCUGAAGUCCAAAAAAUUGGACUUCAGCCUAUAUAUUGCGCUUGCCUUGCAAAACACUAGGCUCAAGUGAAUGGGGGCAAUGCAAUUGCCAUCAGCCAUGUUACUGGUUGAGCCAGUGAAUCACAGGGGAUGCUACCUGACUCACCUCAAGAAAGUCCAAUGUCGAGAACGGGACUGUUUCGCUUCACAGGAGUUUUUGAAACUCUUCAAGCAGUCAGCCCAGUCAGCUCCAGUGGCUUGCCAACUUUCCAAGCAUGGCUGGGGACUGCACGGGACUGCCGACUUCCCACUGCUAUAGAAAAAACGCAAGCAUCCAGUGGAUCCACAUCUAAUACACUACCAACUCGACCCAAUUUGUCCACCGCAGAUGCUACGUGUCUUAUUCUCUGUCUCUCACUUUUCGAAAACCAGCACAAGCCUCCAGAAAACCUGUCCUGGUCUCUUGACAUGUGGGCAGGUCAUUUCACCUGCAAACUCACUGACUGGCUGCUGCUUUAGCUGCAACCUGACGGCAUGGACAAACACCUCUGAAUCAGUUGAGGGCACCCCAUAGAUUCGCAUUACUUGGUUUCUGGCUGAUGGUACGAUCGUCAACAACAGAACCACUGCUGGAAUCGCUGGAAUCACCUAAGUCAAUAAGAUUGGGCCAUCUGUGUCUAAGAGACCGCUUUGCUUCAGAGCAAGGCCUACAGCAACCUGUGUCUUUCAAUUUCAUCACUCCAUGGGUCUGUCCCCAGCACUUUUGUUGGCACAAACAUGUAAUUCUUGGUCAUAUAGCUCAUGCUCUUGGUACUGGAGCCAUGUCCAAAUCCCAUGAUUUCCACCAUUGUUAGCUUAAUUUUUUAUCGUUGCUGAAUUAGGCGACGUUAACCUCUUCUUGGAAAGGGUAACUCGGGUAACUCUGCUGGCCACCUGCUGGCCCUUGUAGCUCCUUACCCGGAUGUGUGCCCAGACACCAAAGACAGAGUAUUUUGACGCAAACCGCUAGGAUCUACUAGAAUCUACUGGGAUUGACAGCCAAGCUGGGCCAAGCUGGCAUACACGACGGUGCGCCACCUCUGCAAAGAACCGUGCAAAGGACGGCUACCACCUGAAGUUAUGCCCAAGCUCCUCCAAACUCAGUGGGUCUGAGCCUACGCCUGCACUUCCGCCGUCUAGAUAUCAACAGUUCGCUAUGGCUCCACUGAGAUCCCACAUGCCGCUGUUUUGCUGGCAGAAAGCCACGGUCUCAAUGGCUGUCAAGCCUGUGGGAUGCCGAAUUCUGCAUUCUGUGUCUAUACUUUAUUCACGGCGGCGCUUCAGAGGAAUCGUGAGCGACCGCCUAAUGGGCCUCGACACGACGAUGCCACGACGAGCAUUGGAAAGCUGAAAAAUGCUGAGCAAACCCUACUUUGGGAUACUUUGGGAUGAGAUCACUGAAACCUGGCACUGGAUAGUUUGAUCAUCACAGGCCUUCCGUUAGCGCAUGCAAUCCCUGCUUUCUUUGCUCGAACAAGCUUUCUCACUCUUUCAACGGCAAUUUUGCUUGAACAUGUUGGUGUUUGCACUUGCUAAGACAGUUUCACACUCUGCAUAUACAUUACUUUGGCGUCUGACUUUUGACCUGCUGUCAGGGCAACUCCCAAGUACUCGGGGGUAAGG